Messenger RNA from Magallana angulata, 3913 nucleotides. Its product is annotated as glycine receptor subunit alpha-2-like. NCBI's taxonomy places the organism in Eukaryota, Metazoa, Mollusca, Bivalvia, Ostreida, Ostreidae. The record is from RefSeq and is a predicted model, not a curated record. Gene Ontology annotation, molecular function: neurotransmitter receptor activity; extracellular ligand-gated monoatomic ion channel activity; chloride channel activity. Gene Ontology annotation, biological process: regulation of membrane potential; chloride transmembrane transport; nervous system process. Gene Ontology annotation, cellular component: synapse; neuron projection; membrane. The transcript has 9 exons. The coding region runs from base 832 to 2325 and encodes 497 amino acids.
UUGUGUAUCUGUAAUAUUUUUAUUAAGACGAAAACAUAUGUUUAUGUUCUUUAUAUAAUGGACGUUCCUUAUUCUAGCAUUAAAUUCAGUGUUUGUCUGGCUGGCUGGGUUGCUAUGGCAUACGCAUUCAUAAGAAAAUACUUCUGCACGAUAUUCUUCAUUGUUAUUCAUCAAAGUAUUCCGUGAAGACUUGAGAUCUUACUGUUCCAAUUUAAUACUGUUAUUCGCACACAAUUCCAUCUGUAAUCAUGAAAUUCGUUUUCUCCUUUCUCUGCAUUAUAAUUCAACAAACCGGCUCUAAUCGGUAUCAGUUUCACUGAUGUUUGGAGAAUGAUUUCCAUCGAUUUCGCUGCUGAAGACGUUUUCUGUAAUGGUUUUAUUUUCGUACCAAACGGCUAAGUCUUCAACGGAACUUAAUGACUAGUUUAUGGUGCGAGAAAAUCCAUCAUGUAUAAGAUAAAACUGCACAAAUAUUUACAUAUUCUCUUAUAUUUUUGAUCAGCUGUUUAUCAUCACACUAUAGACAUCAAACUAUCGACACAAAUUCCCGUACACGCUGUCACUUGAUUAACAUUCAUAAGACAGACGAACAAAUAGACAGCAGAUCAAAAUAAACGUUGAAGGAUCUUCAUUAAAUUAAAUUAAAUUUGAAAGUAAUUUACAUGUGUGACUUUAAUUAAAAAACAACCCAUAUUACUGAUUAUCCAAUUAGGUUAAAGCCGUCUUAAUGAACUUUUCCGUCUAUUAACUGCCACUUGCUCUCACACAUACCUCUGUCGCUGUUGCACCAUCAGUAGGUUACACAGAAAUACAAUGGAUUCACGGUGAUAUAUGCAACACAAUCUACUUGACAGUUCGGUCGAUCGGAAACAACAGGGCAUCGUUCCAUUAAUACUCGAGUGGUGGAUUGAAGCAGGCAGCGAGCUACUGCUGUGGCUGAUGCCAGUAGUACUCAGUACCCCAGAAAAUGUACACCCAGGGCACGACCAGUGUCUGUACUAUCCUAAUAUGUCUGACCGCUGUACCAGAGGUUUAUUGCGAAAUGGCGAGAGACCUGUUGUACGUAAUCUUAAUUAUAUCUACAUCGCUCGCGACCCAGACAGCUCCGUACAGCGUAAACUCACGGGACCUUUGGGGCGAGUUCCUACUUUAACUGUGAUACUCCCUAAUUCUUUAAGAGAUGUCUUGCAGACUCUUCUAAACAACAACUCCUACGACAACCGAAUAGCUCCUAAUUAUGAAGAAGACAGAGCCACCAACGUAACCAUUAACUUAUCAAUUAUAAGUAUCGACUCCAUCAAUGAAAUCUCAAUGGACUUUUCCCUGAAUCUUUUUCUUUACCAACAAUGGGUGGAUCCGCGUCUGAAUUACACGAAAUACAGCGACUUUCCAAACUUGGAGCUGGACCAGAAGAUGAUAGAGAACGUCUGGGUCCCAGACACUUACUUCCCCAACGAGAAGCAGGCGACCUUCCACACAGUCACUGUAAACAACAAACUGCUCCACAUUUACCAGAACGGGACCGUCUUUUACAGUAUAAGGCUGUCGAUGACUCUGACAUGUACGAUGAAACUUCACAACUUUCCGCUGGAUGACCAGGAGUGCACCAUUUUCUUGGAGAGCUAUGCGUACAGCAUAGAGAAUGUGGUCUUUCAUUGGCACAAGAGAGAUCCGGUGAUUUUGAUGAACGCUGACAAAAACGACGAACAGGAGACCCCUCAGUUCUACUUCUAUAAACAAAUACAUACGGGUUCCUGUGAAAAGACCACCUCGUUUGGACCAAACAACGAAUUUGCAUGUCUUCAAGCCAAACUCUUCUUCCGACGAAAUUUAGGGUACUAUUUGGCCCAGAUUUUUGUACCAAGCAUACUCAUAGUCAUACUCUCUUGGAUAUCCUUUUGGAUUCAUGUGGAUGCAGUUCCCGCGAGAAUCUCGUUAGGAGUUUUGUGUGUACUCACCAUGACAACACAGAGUUCCGGUAUUAGAAAUUCCCUACCACGUGUUUCAUACAUCAAAGCUAUAGAUGUGUGGAUGUCAAUGGGAUUAGUGUUUGUGUUUGCUGCCUUACUAGAAUAUGCUUACAUCAACGUGCAGACACGAAGACACGUCAAAUAUACCUCUAUGAAGAAUCAACCAUCAAUGCGAGAAAAGGGUCCUAUGUUACCCUCUAAUGGGGUACCUGACAGGAGAGAAAUCGACUUCCUACAGAGAGCUCGGCAGGUGGACAAGGUGGCUCGUGUCGGGUUCCCGGUCAGUUUUCUGUUAUUCAACGUUGUUUUCUGGACAUAUUACUUGGUACAGCGAUAUGUAGUAGGCAAGGAUUAAUUUUUAUUUGUUUAAACAAACUUGUUGUCAACUCACAGAUCUUUCAAAACAGUUUCCAAAUACCAGAGUAUGUAUUUAAACUCUCUUUUUCCAUUUUCUGAAUUCUUAAUAUACAUUUAUUGUAUGUACCUGGAUAUAUUGUAUUUUGAAUUUUUUUACAUCUUGUAUAGUACUAGCAUCUAGUUCAUUUACACAUGUCGCUAUGUCCAUUUAUAGACAAUAAUAUAAAGCGAAAUAGAAAAAAUAUAUAAUAUUUUGGAUAGUGUAAGCUUGCCGAUCAAACAAAGAUGUAAAAUUUAGGUCAAGGAUGAUGUACUGGAUUCCCAUGAUUACUUUGUGUUGAUUCUGUGUAAAGCCAGCAUUCUAGAACGUAUUGCAUUCUUACACUAAUCUACUUCACCCCCCCCCCCCCCGUCUCACUCUUGAUAUUGACAAAAGUCACUUCUUUGCUUCAUUCUUACAUUAUAGUUAUAGAUUUUAUCCGUCACAGCUCACCGUUUAUUGUUCUCUUGAUCGCUUGUUGGAAAACGCAUGCUAGUAUUAAUAAUGCAAACGGUUUUCCUCCUGAUUGUUUCUAUUCAUUGUUUUGCAAACAAAUUAUGCAUAGGUAUUGUUAAGUUUAAUUUACUGUAAGGUUAACCUUUCCGAAAUAUAUGAGAAUGCUGCAUCAAUAAUACAAAAUCCAGGAUCAAAAAGGUCCGGAUCCAUUGUAAUGUUGAAGUGUGGAAGUGUUUGAUUUUUCAAGUAUGACAAACAGUUGAUUUAAUAUAAUGUUGGUGGCAUUUCAGAAGGAAGUUCUAAAUGGUCAGGUUGGUACAAUUGUUGAAUGUCUGUAUUUCUUCCAUAUUGAAUGCGUUAUGGUAUACUCAAAUCAUUCCUUUGUCGUUAUAACAAGAGAAGUAAUCCAACUUCAUAAAUGAAAACGUGCACCUCAUAUCAUCAUUUGUACAACCAUGCGUUGGGUAUUUUAUUGCAUACUUAGUAAUAAAUACAAGUUUUAGGCAUAUGUAAGACAGAUAACAACACGCAACUCGGAUCUCUAUCACACCCCUUGCAGAAGUCGUCUGACUUCUUUUUUCGUGUUGGCAUUUGUGCAUGUUUACAGACAAAAAAUAAACAUCUGUUACAGUUGACAUUUUUAAGUUCAGUUGAAAACUCUAAAUGCUAUCAAAUGUUUUGGAGCAGUUAACUUUUAAAAUCAAUUUGUUCAAGUUGAUGGGGUUUUUUUUAAUUUAUUUACUAAGUAUGUAAGUAAGUAUGAUAAUAGAUGCCCUUUCCUUUUUCCAUAUCACAGCCUGUAUCAGCCCUCGACCAAUAUCAUCCUUUGGCCCUCGGGCUGAUAUUGGAGUCUAGGGCUGAUACAUGUGAUAUAGAAAAGGGUAUUAAAAUUCACUGAUUUGCUUCAAAAGUACUUAUCUUUAUGUGUAUGUUAUAAAAAUCAUUAUCAUCUUCUUUACCGCCAUAAUGAUCUUUUCACAUAACAUGUAUAUAUAUAUAUGUUUAUGUAUUUAGAUUUUUCAGAUUUAUACGAUUUUCUAAUUGUACAACAUUUAUUGAAUGCAUUGAAAAUAAAAUAACUUUAAUUAUA